Molecule: messenger RNA, 8835 nt
Organism: Cannabis sativa
Lineage: Eukaryota; Viridiplantae; Streptophyta; Magnoliopsida; Rosales; Cannabaceae
Exons: 5
Coding region: 3481-4641 (386 amino acids)
Source: RefSeq, a predicted model, not a curated record
GAAGUACAUUGUUAUAUAAUAAAUGUAUUGUAAUACAUGGAAGAUAAUACUCGAUUCAUAAUGAGAACAUGUCGCUAUGAUUCGUAUGUUUAUUAUAUAAUGAGGAACGUUGAGUUUGAAUAUUUUAGUUUAAAUGCUGACCAAGUGGGAGAAUAUUAGAAUAUUUUUAUUUAUGGAAAUUAUUUUCUAAUUAAGGAAAUGAUUUUCUAUUUAAGGAAAUAAAUAAAUAAUUGAUUUUCUGAUAAAUGAAUAUUUUAUAUUCAUUAAAUCUGAACAAAAUCAAUUAUGUAAUAUUCUAUAUAUGGUCAGAUUUCUAUAUUCAUUACCUGAUUUGAUUUCCUGAAUUAAUUGUCAAAAUAUUCUGACAAUUAAUGUGGCGAAGAUACUGAUGGAGUAUCUCACCUAUAAAUAUAGGGUCUCGGUCCCCGAGCUCCUCACUCAUUCUGAAUCCAUUCAGCAAAUUCCAUCUAAAGAGAGUUGAGAGAGCGAGGAAGCCCGAACUCCAAUACCGAAGCUAUCGCAGGGAUUGAAGCUCAAAGAUCAAUGGCUGGAGGUACAUCGAUCCUUUCAUUGCAUAUAUUAUUGAUAUGAUUAAAGUUUAUUUUCCGCAUUUCAUAUCAUUUAUAUAUGCUAUAUUACAUACACUAUAUAUAUAGUCUAACACCUCCAACAUCAAAGAGUCUCUUCCAAAGAUCAAAGGAGGUAAGUAUGAUGAUUUUUGAUUUUGUUUAGUUAGUUUUUAUAAAUAUUUAGUUUUUAUUUUUCUUCUUCAUCUCAGGCCGGCGGAGCUCCUCCCUCUCAGGCGACCGGUGCUCCUCCAUCUUAGACGUAGCGAUCUCCUCCAUCUCAGGUAAUUUUUUUUUUUUCAAUUUUCAUUUUCGUUUUUUUAAUUUUUUUUUCAUUUUAGAUUAUAUUAAAAUAAUGUGGGUUGUGUAUAACCUCAAAAAAUUGCAAGAUAAAAAAAUUAGUUAAAAUUUAGGUAUACUCUAAUUUUGUAUUUAAAAUUUGGAUGUAAAUAUAAUUUUUUUUUUUAAUUUCAGAUUAUUGAUGUUGUUUUUUUAUUUAUGUUUUUGUUUUUUGUUAUUUUAGAUUAUUUUAAAAUAGAAAAUUUAGUUAUACCCUAAUUUUUUAUUUAAAAUUUGAAUCUAAAUAUAAUUUUUUUUUUAAUUUCAGAUUAUUUAUUGUUGUUUUUUUAUCAAUGUUUUUUUUUUUUUUUGUUAUUUUAGAUUUUUUUUAAAAUAAAAUUUGUUGAGUACAAGCUCAAAAAAAUUGAAAGAGUAAAAAAUUUAUUAAAAUUUGGGUAUACUCUAUUUUGUAUCUAGAGCUUUAAUCUAAAUAUGAAAAUUAAAAUACUUUUUAGCAUGAUAAAAAUCUUUUAAAAAACAAAUAUUAUAAAUUAUAUUUUUAGUUUUAAUAGAAGUUUUGACCUUUUUGAUAGUCAAAGUUUACAUGAAACUUUUUUUUUAAUACUAUGUUGUCUACUCUCUAAAUCAUUACUUUAUUGGAAAAUAAUAAUUUUCUAGUGGCAUUUUCAAAUCUCAAACAUAAGAAAGAGAAUAAUAAGCAAAGUAAACUAUACUUUUUAUUAUUAUUAUUAGCUUGAUCAUGAUGAUUGUCAUUUCUAUUACCUAUUUUAAUAGUUUAUUUUCAAUGUUAUUAUUAGUGUUUUGGAUACUAGCAAGGAUUGUUACAAAGUUAACGUGAUCAUUUUAAAUUAGAAGAGGUGCGUGUGCAUAUUUUUUUUUUUUUAUGUUAAUUAAUAUUAUACCAAUGUUAGAGGAGUUUGAAUAUCCUAAAUAUUCAUCCAUAGUGAAGUAGGUUUUCAUAAUUGUAUGUUGCGGUGAUAACGGAAGGUUUCUAACUUGUGUCCCUUAGUGAAGUAGGUUCUGCGAAAAUUUGAUUGUGUUGCGGUGGUAUAAGGAUGAAAACUUAUUGCACGUUGAUUGAAUUGUUUGAAUUAUUUGUUCGCUAUAACAGAUGGUUAGGUUAAUAUUAUAGGGGAAAUGCUGUCCAAUUUUUUUAAGAAUUUUAUCUGUUAUUAUUGAUAAAUGUUUGCUUGUUUGAUUUGAUCGUAUUGUUAAUGAAAUUUUAUGUGCUUUAUUUUUAAUUUUUUUUAUAAUUUCAUACGGAUGAUGUAGGAAGAAAAAUAUGGAUAAAAUAUGGAUGUCAACAAAUAGGUUAUCUGAGGAGUAUAGAAAUGGGGUCGAAUUCUUCAUAAGAUUUUGUAUGGAAAAUAUGGUAGACCCAAAUGAUACUUUUUGUCCAUGUGUUAAGUGUGGAAAUGUAAAAAAGUUGAAUUUAAGUAAGGUCAAGGAACAUUUGUUUUUCAAUGGGAUUGACAAAAGCUAUAAUAUUUGGUAUAGUCAUGGGGAGAAUCCCCCUAGUAGACCAAAUACUUCUCCUAAGCCUAAGAAAGUAAGUGAGUAUAUUGAAGAGGUGAAUUGGGAUCCAUUAGAUGAAAUGAUUGAAGAUGCACAUUAUGGAUCGGCAGUAGACCAAAGUAAGUUUGAUAAUUUACUUAGUGACGCAGAGAAACCGCUUUAUCCUGGCUGUAAAAAGUUUACAAAAUUAUCAGCGAUUAUUAGGUUGUUCAACUUGAAAGCUAAACACGGUUGGAGUGAUACUAGCUGUUCAGAAUUACUUAUUUUUUUGAAUGACUUAUCCCCGGAAAAAAAUGAGAUGCCGCUUUCAUUUUACGAGGUCAAAAAGACAAUAUGUACAUUAGGCAUGGAAUAUAAGAAAAUCCAUGCAUGUCCUAAUGAUUGCAUGUUGUAUCAUAAAGAAUUUUCAAAUUUAAAAUCGUGUCCUACUUGUGGGGAGUCACGAUGGAAAAAGAAAAGAAAUGGUGUGGAUGUUAAGGAAGGAGUACCUGCGAAGGUAUUGUGGUACCUUCCGCCUAUUCCUCGUUUUAUUCGGUUAUUUAAAAAUGCCAAACAUGCCAAAAGUUUGUCGUGGCAUGCAAAUGAGAGAAUAGAUGAUGAUAAAUUAAGACAUCCAGCUGACACUUUACAAUGGAAGAGAGUUAAUAUGAAGUGGCCUUCUUUUGGAAAUGAACCUCGUAAUAUUCGUCUAGGUCUUGCUACUGAUGGGUUUAAUCCUUACUCAUCUCUUAGCAGUAAGCAUAGUUCUUGGCCAGUUAUGCUUGUUAUCUACAAUCUACCACCAUGGUUGUGUAUGAAGAGAAAAUUCACAUUGUUGACAUUGUUGAUAUCAGGACCUAAAUAACCUGGUAAUAACAUAGAUGUCUAUCUAGCCCCCUUGAUAGAUGAUCUAAAAAUUUUGUGGGAUGAAGGUGUUAAGGUUUAUGAUGCUUACAGGAAAGAAGAAUUUAAUCUUAGAGCUAUAUUGUUAUGGACAAUUAAUGACUUUCCUGCUUAUGGGAAUUUAUCUGGUUAUAGUGUGAAGGGUUAUAAAGCUUGUCCUAUUUGUGAAGAACAAACAUGUUCCGAAUUCUUGAAACAUUCUCGGAAAGUUUGUUAUAUGGGACAUAGGAGAUUCUUGAAGGAUACUCAUAAACUUCGAACUUGGACUAAGGCAUUCAAUGGUAAACAAGAGUUUAGAAAUGCUCCCGAAGCUUUAUACGGAACCCAGGUACUUCAAAAGAUGUCUAAAAUUGUUUUCAAGUUAGGGAAGUCAAGUGUUUGUGCAUCUAAAAAGCGGAAAGGUCGUGGAAAGUCUAAGGUUAUGGAGGAACCUAAGUCACUUUAUAAAAAGAAAUCAAUUUUUUUUGAUCUUGAGUAUUGGGAGCAUAUGGUUGUACGCCAUAAUUUAGAUGUUAUGCACAUAGAGAAAAAUGUUUGCGAUAGUUUGAUUGGAACUUUAUUGAAUAUUCCUAGAAAGAGUAAAGAUGGAAUUAAGGCAAGAAAAGACUUGGUUGAAAUGAAAAUGCGAGAAAAAUUGGCUCCAAAGAUUAUGAAAAAUAGGACAUAUUUGCCUCCAGCUUGUUACACACUAACUAAAGAUGAAAAAAAGGAAAUUUGUACUUGUUUGUUCAAUAUGAAAGUUCCAGAUGGAUUUUGUUCAAAUAUAAGUUCGUUGGUAAACAUACAAACUUGUUGUUUGAGUGGCAUGAAAUCUCAUGAUUGUCAUAUUCUGAUGCAACAUGUAUUACCAGUGGCUAUUCGAUCAGUCUUGCCGAAAACAGUUCGCGAGAUAAUAACUAGGCUGUGCUUGUUUUUCAAGUCACUAUGCGCUAAGGUGGUGGAUAUGUCAAACCUACAAGAGCUACAAGAUGAAAUCUCUUAUAUCUUGUGUAAGUUUGAGCAAUUCUUUCCUCCUGCAUUCUUUGAUAUAAUGAUUCAUCUGACAGUUCACUUAGUUAGAGAAGUGAAAUGGUGUGGUCCAGUUUACUUUAGAUGGAUGUAUCCGUUUGAGAGAUACAUGAAGAUUCUGAAGGGCUAUGUUAGGAAUAAAACUCGACCAGAAGGGUGUAUUAUUGAAUGCUAUAUUGCAGAAGAGGCUUCUGAGUUUUGCUGUGAAUACAUAUCGGGUUUACAGAGCAUUGGAGUUCGUGAUGUAACCAAUGAUGGGAUUCAAAGUCGUCGAGGUAGUGUUGUAUGCACUGUUAGCCGAGAUGAACGAGAUGAAGCACAUCGUCUUGUGUUGCAGAAUGUAACUGAAAUUGAGCCUUACAUUGAGUAAGUUUAUAUUCAUAAUCUUUAUGAUUGCAUUAUGAAUCCUUGCAAAAUAAGUUUAAUUAAUUGAUUUAACUUUGAAGGAAACAUUUUAAUUGGAUUAAGGCAAAGUACCCAUCUAAAGCUAGGAAUCAAAGAUGGCUACAGGAUGAACAUUAUCGAACAUUUAGUAGUUGGUUAGAGAACAAGGUAAAAAUACAUGAUCUUAAAGUAGUUUUGAUGUUUCUUAGUGUUAUAUGGAUUUUAAUUAAGUAUUUUGUGAAUAGGUUGUGAAUGAAAUGAGCAAAACAUCUACUAAUGUCACCGAUAUUGUCAAGUGGAUUUCCAGAGGUCCUUCUUUCAGUGUGACAAAGUUUUUAACAUAUAUGGUGAAUGGUACUCAGUUUAAUACAGCAGAGUAUGAUAAUGAUAAAACUACACAAAACAGCGGUGUUAGUCUUGUUGCUAGAACUGUUCAAAUAUCUACUUCGAAAGAUAGAAAUCAUGUUCAAUGUGAUAUGUCUUUCUACGGAGUAAUUAAAGAAAUUUGGGAGUUAGAUUAUAUCGGGACGCGAGUACCUGUUUUCCUUUGUGAUUGGGUGAAGAGUGACACUGGAGUGAAAAAAGAAAACUUUGGAAUCACAGUAGUAAAUCUAAAUCAAAUUGGGCACAAAAAUGAUCGAUUCAUGAUGGCAUCACAAGCCACACAAGUUUUUUAUGUGAAUGAUCCAGCAAACGAGCAAUGGUCAGUUGUGCUUACAACACAAACAAGGGAUUGGAGUAACAAAAAUGAUGAUUUGCAUGAUAUACCACUUGUAGAACAACAUGUCACAUUCACCAUACCAGAAAAUGAUGAUUUGGUUGAUGAUGAUAGUACUUUUCGUGAAAAUGGUGAAGGUGUAUGGGUUGAUUAAUAAAAUUUUAAGGUAUUAGAUAUGUAGUUCUGAUAUUAGUUUGUUUAUUUUCUAUUAUUUGCCUUGAGCUUUAUGGUUCUAUUGAGUUGUAUUAUUUUCUAUUAUUUGCUUUUAGCUAUAUUGAUGUAUUAUCCGUUUGUUCUUUCUAUUAUUAUUAACUUAGUUUCGUAUCGCAGAUGUAUGAUCCUUGCGGUGAUGAUGUGGAUGAUUUAGAAGAUGAUUUGGAAGUUGAUUUGGAGGAUGAUUUAGAAGAUGAUGAUGGGGUUGGAGAAGAGAACAGCAGUCAGAAACCUUCUAGGGGACCUUCUCUAUUGCCUAGAUUAAUCCAAUCUAGAAGUGAAGGAAGGCGUAUUUUCGUUGAUUAUAAUGUCUAUGGUCAACCAACUGGUAUUGGUCGAGUAGAUAUGUCUUCGAUGUUAGGGUCCACGGUACGCAUGCUUGUGUCAAUUCUCUGCAAUUGUUGGAAAGAAGUCCCCGCCGCCAAAAAAAGAGAGAUAUGGGAGGUCAUGAAUGUAGGUAUUAUUUGAUUAAUUAAUUUAAGUGUUUGCUACUUCUAUUUUUCUUUUUCUUACAUGAUUUACUUCGUUGUAUUGUAGAAAACAUUUGAGUUAGACCCUAACCAUAAAACCAAAAUGUUGAGUCAUGCUGCUGCACGCUUUAGAAAUUGGAAGACUUAUCUAACCAAUAAUUGGGUUCUGAAAGGCAUAAAAGAGAGAUCGAAUGAGUUUCCUCCUAGGAAACCAAAAGGGUAUGAGAAAUUGAUACCAGAUGAGGAUUGGAAAAAAUUUGUUGAAUCUAGAAUUUCAGAAGAAUGGCUUGCAUUAAGAAAGAAAAUGCAAGAUGUACGAGCAAUGAAUAAGUAUAACCACAAAGUUGGACGAGGAGGGUAUGUGCGGGCUGAGGCUGAAUUAGAGAAACAACUUGGGCAUCAGUUGAAUGGUUUUGAUAGAGCUGAUUUAUGGUCAAGAGCAAGAACUGACAAUAAAGGAGAGCUUUCAGAAGAUGCAAAAGAGAUUAAACAAAAAAUUGACCAUUAUCGAGAGCUUCAAGAAAAAGGCGAGUGGGAACCACAAGGUUCUGAGGACGUGCUAACAAAGGCAUUGGGUACACCUGAGGAACGAGGACGAGUUCGAGGUGUAGGAUUUGGUGUGACCCCGACACAGUUUUGGAACACCCCAAGACCUAGGUCAAGCAAAGGGAACGAGAAACAAAUCCUUACAUCUGAUGUGGAGCAACGGUUUUGUGAGCAAGAAGAGCGCAUUCGAAAACAAGAAGAACUUGUACGUGAACAACAAGAUCAAAUUCGUAAACAACAAGAACUUUUUCGACAACAACAAGAGGCUUUUCAUCGAGAACAAGAGCUAUUCCGUCGACAACAAGAAGAAUUGAUGAGAAAGAUGUUUCAAGAACAAUAUAGUUGGCGGGGAUCUUGUGGAGCUCCUUCAGGAUCGAACUCCGGAGAACAAUAUCAAGAUGCUCGUGGGCAACUGAUCCAAGGAUGUGUUUAUGUACCACAACCGCCAGCAACCUAUUAUGUACCAGACCCACCAUUAGAACCGCCUCCUAUGACUGGGGUAAUAAAUUUAAAUAUAUAGGAAAAACUUAUUGUGUGUUUGUUGGAUGGUUAGGUUAAUAUUAUAGGGAAAAUAUUGUCUAAUUUUUAAAAAAAAUUUUAUUUGUUCUUAUCGAUAUGUAUGAAUUAUACUUUGUGUGCAGCGCCGUAAAUGUCGAUUAGCAAUACAAUCUAGAGAUAAUAUUGUUGCACUGGGGUUUCAUCUUGAUACUAGACCAAAUGACUUCAAUGUAGACAUGGGUGAAGUUGAUUGCCAUGUGACCAUCCAACACCCUAUUCAAGGAGCAGCUCCAUUGCCUUACCCCAUGGUUGACAUGGAUGUGUGCGUAGUUUCUCAAGCUACUGGGGUUGUCAUAGCAUGGCCCAAACAUCUCGUCAUAUUUCAUGAUUGGACCGAUCAGGUGACACAACUGGUUUAUUUGUCAUCUAACUAUUUAGAAAAACUACUUUUUUUUUUAAAAUUUUUAAUUAAUUAAUAAAUCAAUAUGCAGGAUGCUCUAGUUACCAAAUCAAGACACUCAGCAGCACCAUUAACCCAACAACAACAAGAGCCUACACGUCGUAUUCGUGAACCUCUGUCACAAGAAGUGCAACAACCUGUAAUUAGAGGUCAUCAUUUGAAUGAGGUUUAUAAAAUUGUAUCGACGUGGCCUAACAAUGCGAAUGUGAAAGUAUCCAUUGAAAGACACAUAUUUGAUCUAGAUAUGUCAGGCUUGUACAUAUCGAAGGAAGACAUCUUGGACUUUAUUUUCAACAAAAAGAUUGGGCAAGGUAUCAUCACGUGCUACAUGAGGAUACUAUAUCAAUGGCUCGUACAACAUAAUCGCCAACAAUUGUUUCAAUUUGUUAAUCCGAAUGAAGUAGCCACUCGUUUUACAUCGCUUGAUGCACGUGUCUCUUCUUUGUAUAGACGUAUCAAAAAAAUGUCAAAUAAUCAGCAGUACAUGGUCACUCCUUGGAUUGAUGGUGAGCAUUGGAUGUUGAUAUUAUUAGUGCCCGACUCUUAUUGGUUAUGUUUCAUGGAUCCUAAAAACUCACACUUGAGUAAUCGACCUGAUAUUAGAGAGACUGUCACAUUGGCAUUUCAAACUUACUACAGGGCGAUAAGGAAAGAAAUUCCACCGAAGCUAAAAGUUCGACGCCCAACUAUACGUAUUCUUUUUUUUUUUUUUAAAUUUCAAUUAUAUUUUUAUUAAGAUUUUUAUUAAUUUAAAGAAAAAUCUUUAGUGUCCACAUCAACCGGAAGACACCGAAUGUGGAUAUUAUGUAAUGAAGAUGAUGAAAGAUUUAAUUCAAGCUUCGAACCGGAAACACUUUUUGGCCGAGUUAAGUGAUGCAAAUUAUACAGAAGAAGAAAUUGAUGAAGUGAAAGAGCAUUGGGCAAGUGAGAUGUUAUCGGUUAUUCAAGCUUACCGACGUUAGUUGUUUUUUGUUUUAAUAGACUAAUGGGCAAGUGAUAUGUUAUCGGUUAUUUAGUUGUUUUUUCUUUUAAUAGACCAAUAGUUAUUAUAUAAUUUUAUAGUUAUGGAUUUAUUGGUAUAAUGAACUAAUAUGUAAUAUUUAUUAGUUGUGUUAACGUGAAUUAUUAUAAUAGUCUAAUUUAUAUAAAUUUUACAUUUAGUUAAUUAAAAUUAUUAUUGUUAUAUUUAAUUGUAUUUGUAUAUAAUUAAUAUAAAUUAUUAUUUAUAAUAUAUCAAAUUUGAAUUAAAAUAAAUAAUUAUUAUAUAUUUUUUUA